AUGGAUCGAAAAGAAACAAUUUCUAAGGCAUUACAACGAUUGAAAAAAUCAAUGACUUGUCACUCGAGUGGUACUGAUCAAGAUCCUUCAAAAGUAUACAAUGAAUUAAUCAAAAUAGCAAAUAUUUUAAUUACUCAUUACAACGUUUAUGAUAUUUAUGAUAAAAAAAGAGAAUCGUUUCAAAAAAGAGUGAAAUGGGAAUAUCGAGUCAAAGAUACCAACGAAAUUCAUGGACCAUUCUCAACCAAUGACAUGAUCACAUGGAUGGAUCAUGGAUUGUUAACAAACGAUAAUGUACAAGUAAGAAUAUUCUGUGGUGAAAGUGAUGAUUUUUUAGAAUUAAAUUCAGUGGAUUUUACAAAAUAUGAAUAA
Messenger RNA from Naegleria fowleri, 372 nucleotides. RefSeq lists its product as uncharacterized. The coding region runs from base 1 to 372 and encodes 123 amino acids. Gene Ontology annotation, cellular component: U5 snRNP. The record is from RefSeq and is a predicted model, not a curated record. Gene Ontology annotation, molecular function: protein binding. NCBI's taxonomy places the organism in Eukaryota, Heterolobosea, Eutetramitea, Acrasida, Naegleriidae. The transcript has a single exon.